Messenger RNA from Nannizzia gypsea CBS 118893, 675 nucleotides. RefSeq lists its product as hypothetical. The coding region runs from base 1 to 675 and encodes 224 amino acids. Gene Ontology annotation, cellular component: THO complex part of transcription export complex. Lineage: Eukaryota; Fungi; Ascomycota; Eurotiomycetes; Onygenales; Arthrodermataceae. Gene Ontology annotation, biological process: mRNA export from nucleus; positive regulation of DNA-templated transcription, elongation. The record is from RefSeq and is a predicted model, not a curated record. The transcript is spliced from 3 exons. Gene Ontology annotation, molecular function: mRNA binding.
AUGGCCGUCGAGCAGAUUGUUACCGACCCUGCCCUUAUCCCUGCCCUGAAAACCUGUUCGGACACCCUGAGCGAAGCGCAUAAGCUCAUCGACCUGCUGGAGAAAGGGAUCCAAACCCCCUCAUCGAACCCCAACGAGACGCUGCAGGAUGCGUACAAGCAGCAGAGACACGUGUAUUCGCUGCUGGCUCAGCUACGUGGACUCAACCGUGAGGCGAUUCUCAAUGUCAGAUCAACCAAGCAGGCCACCGCGGAGGCACGCCAGGAGAUAGACAGGCUGCAUCUACACCUUCAGAAUUUGUACUACGAGCAGAGACACUUGAACGGCGAGAUAGCUGCGUGCGAGUCAUAUGACCAUAGCUACUUGGCUUUGCCCUUGAUACCGGUGGAAGAGUUCAUUGCCUUGCAUCCAGAACACGCCAACUCUGACGAGCACGACCUUACAAUUGCCCGAAUAAACCACGAGCAUGCAGAGAGGGAGAAACUUGAACAGGCCCGCCAGGAGCUCCUGAAGAAGAAACAGGCUCUCAUUGCGGAAAACAAAAAGAGAAAAGAGGAUCUAGCUAGCCUAGACCAGGACUUGGAACGGUUCAUUGAUGCUGCCAAACCAAUCCAGAAGAUAUUCGAAAAGGUCUAUGUGCCUAUCACUCGGAAGUCAAACGAAGAAGACAAAUAA